This is a messenger RNA of Radiomyces spectabilis, 1107 nucleotides long. RefSeq lists its product as uncharacterized. The transcript is spliced from 2 exons. Lineage: Eukaryota; Fungi; Mucoromycota; Mucoromycetes; Mucorales; Radiomycetaceae. The record is from RefSeq and is a predicted model, not a curated record. Bases 268 to 981 code for a protein of 237 amino acids.
UUUUUUUUUUGGUUUUUUUUUCUUUAUUCUUUUUUCAGAGAUAGGGUUCUCUCUGGUCACACUCCGCUUUUAUAUUCCAUAUUUGGCAAGCGCUCAGCUUCAACAACGUCAAUGUGACCGCUAAAAUGUAAGCCACUCACGACCUUUUUCCAUGGUGACCUGGUGGAGCAAUUCCGAUUGAAUCAAGUAAAAAGACGGUUUUAUUACGCUGGUUUCCUCUAUUGAACUUUUUUCCACUUGACGUAGUAUUGUAUACAUAUACCCAUCAUGGUGAAGAAGGUUUUUGCCGAAGAUGAAAUUAUAGAAGUGCCUGAAGCACCUUUGCCAGUGCAGAAUGCUGUGGCAGAUCAGAGUGAUUCCGAUGACGAAGCACCUGAAGCUGUCUCUACAAGCACUGCUAAAUCCAUGGCUUUGGAAAGUGUCAAAGCAGCCAAGGAAGCAAAAGCACGUGAGGAGGCUACGAGAAAGGAAAAGCGUCGACAGCGUGAUCAGAUUCUGAAGAAACAGAAGGAGGAAAGUAAACAAAGUAAAAAGAAGCAGAGCAAGCCACCAGUGGCGGAAGAGCCAGAAUCCGAAGAGGAGGUGGAAGAGGAGAUGGAAGAAAAAGACGAAGAGGAGGAAGAACAAAGCGAUAAGCAAUUAUUGCCUGCCGAGUUACUUGCUCAAGCUAUGGAAGAAGAGAAAGCGGCAAAGAAGCGAAGCCAUUUGACAAUGGAAGAUUUUGAGCGCAUGGAGGAGGAAGAGGAGGAACAACGACGAAACGAAGCAAACCUGAAAAAGCGCCGAAAGCAAACCGAGCGUCAGGUCGGCGAGUACACAGUUAAAGUGAUCAAUCAUCGUCCUCGUCCGCAGCCAGCGGAUGGAAAGAUUGUUUCUUUCCGUGAUCGACAUAUGGCACGAAAUGCCAUCCCAAGGAAAGAUGCGAUUCUCAAUACAAGUGCGGGCAGAAAAGGUGCUGCACUGGCUUUCCAUCGCAAGUAAUUUUGUAAAUAAUACACUCAAUGUAAUUGUUACUUCUCGAUAUUGCACAGAUGCAGUCUGUGUAAAAACUUCAUACAGCAUGAUUUCGUUUCAUUUUCUCAUUAAAAAAAAAAAAAAAAAAAAAAA